Cucurbitaria berberidis CBS 394.84 is the source of this 2149-nucleotide messenger RNA. Its product is annotated as Annexin. The record is from RefSeq and is a predicted model, not a curated record. Bases 179 to 1681 code for a protein of 500 amino acids. Gene Ontology annotation, molecular function: calcium-dependent phospholipid binding; calcium ion binding. NCBI's taxonomy places the organism in Eukaryota, Fungi, Ascomycota, Dothideomycetes, Pleosporales, Cucurbitariaceae. Gene Ontology annotation, cellular component: cytoplasm. The transcript is spliced from 2 exons.
CGCUUGUACCAACCUUUUAAGUCUCUUUGUUGCAAGGCGACUGUAUCUUCUUCUUCGUCUUCUCCACACAUAUUUCGACAGCAGUUGCCUGAAACGCGCGCACGCCGACGCAAUCUCACCAGAGCACACCAGCCAACAUCCUAGUCCGUUGUAAGGAAGGAACUAACAUACAGGCUCCAUGUCGCACAAUUAUAACCAACCAGGCGGCUACCAGCAACCUCCAUACCAAGGCCAAGCCCCGCCCCAAGGAUACGGACAGCAACCCCCACAGCAAGGCUACUAUCAACAACCAAUGCAGAACCAACAGUAUCCCCCACCGCAGGGCGGCUAUCCGGCACAGCAAGGCUGGGGCCAGCCGCCACAAGGAGGACAGUAUGGCGCGCCCCCACCAAAUCAGUACGGUGCUCCUCCUCAAGGCCAGUACGGGGCGCCUCCUCCCCAGCAAGGCUAUGGCGCUCCUCAGGGGCAAUAUGGCGCACCUCCUCCAGGCCAGUAUGGCGCACCGCCCCCAGGCCAGUACGGAGCCCCGCCCCCAGGCCAAUAUGGGGCUCCGCCUCCACAAGGACAAUACGGCGCUCCUCCACCUCAAGGACAAUACGGCGCUCCUCCGCCGCAAGGACAGUAUGGUGCCCCUCCACCACAGGGCCAGUAUGGUGCGCCCCCGCCUGGACAGUACCAGCCUCCACCUCAACAAGCUGGUUACGGAGGCCCGCCGACGCAGCCAUCACCCGGCUAUGGUCCCCAGCAGGUUGCCAACAUCGACGUAAGCAGAGAUGUUGAGGCUCUUCACAAAGCCAUGAAGGGGUUCGGCACCGACGAGAAGGCCCUCAUCGCAACAUUGGCAAAGAAGGAUGCUAUACAGAUAAACACUAUUCGUACACAGUACGAUCAGCGACUAAUGAAGAGCUUGGUAAAAGAUCUCGAGAAGGAAACCAGUGGAUACUUUGAGAGGGGCUUGGUCGAGAUUGCUCGAGGACCUCUGGAUUCCGACUGCUACAACCUAAUGGAAGCAAUGAAGGGUAUGGGUACAAAGGAGGUCAUGCUAGAUGAUAUCCUGAUUGGCCGAAGCAAUGCCGACAUCAACGCCAUCAAGGCGAGGUACCAGCACCUGUUCAAGCGGACCCUCGAAAACGACCUUCGAGGUGAUCUCAGCGCUGGGACAGAGCAGAUGUACAUGAUGAUCACUGCCGCUCGACGCAACGAAGACUCACAUCCUGUCAUCCCCCAGGAGAUUGAGCAAGCUGUCACUGAGCUCCAGAAUAGUAUAGGUGGAUUUGUUGGCAAAAAUACAGCACAGGUCUGCCAGCUCCUCACCAGCAAGAACGAUGCUCAACUGCGCGCCAUCGCUCAAUCCUACGAGCAGCGCUUCCGCAAGCCUCUCGACAGUGUUCUCAAGUCUAGCUUUUCGGGCCACAUGGAGGACGCACUCUGCCUGCUUGUGCACCGAGGCAAGAACCGUGCCGAGGCUGAGGCUGUCCGUCUGGAAGAGGCCAUGGCUGGAAUGGGCACCAAGGAUGUGUUGCUCGUACAGCGUGUGGUUCGCUGCCACUGGGACCGCAACUUCAUGAACGCUGUCAACGCCGAGUUCAAACGGGUUGUUAAGAAAGACCUCGUUAAGAGAAUAGAAGGAGAGACCCGUGGUGACUAUGAGAGGCUCAUGGUCGCUUGCGUGAAGCCUUAAGAUUACUGAGCGAUGUGUACGGUUAUGGCUACUAGGCUGUGUGUUUAUGAUAUCAGGACUUUUCCAUAUUUCAUACUACGAUACCUGGGUUGUUCCUUGGGGUUGGAGAAUGCAUGGGUCUCUACAUACGGAGUGGAGAGAGUUCGUCUAGAUUGUUAAACUAAAUACUUUUGGUGGAGUGAUGUAAGCCUAUUAUAUGACUAAUUCAUACGUUAUUGUCAAAGUCUUCCAUUACUCACAACAGUACCUACCCGCGCAGCAGAAAGCGAACCUACGAACUAUGUUUCUAGUACCACGAGUGCGACAGUCUCUAAGGGAUAGGAUGUGUAUAUCGCCUAGUUGAUGUUUGGAGCCUAUUCUGAAGCCAGAACACUGUGCAUCUAGGCGUCUUCCUCACAGCCACGAUUAGUACUUUAGCACGCAUAUUCGUCUAAUCAUGAAUAUACGUGAAGCUGAAUCUCCAUGAGA